AUGAGGUCCACCACAGUUUCCCUUACUCUUCUUUCCCUAUUUCAUAUAUCGGUUGCACAGCCAAGACAUCAUCAUAACCAUGCCCAUCAGCAUAAGGCAAAUAGGGCCUCGAUCUCGAAAAGAGAUAGAAUUACAGUCACCGACUCCACACAAACCACAACAACAGAAGCCCCGGAAGUUGUUAUCUACGUAGACCAACAUAACAACCCUAUCCGUACUACCACCGAAACGAUUGUUUAUGUGCCCAUGUCGAUAGAGACAAAUAGUACAUCAGCUGUCACAACAUCAACUGUCCGGCUUUCCGCUGUGUCUACUAAAGCUGUGCCAACGGGAGAGUCAUUACCAUUCGCGCCACCCGCGCCACCUCCACUGGCCUCGCCAUCUCCCGAAUACAGUCCUCCUCCUGAGCCGAGCGUAUCUCUUAAAUCGUUACUAUCAAGUCCGGAGCCAUCAGCUUCCUAUACACCAACCCCGCAAUCUUCGGAUGACGGCAGUACCCGUCACGGCGUGACUUACUCACCCUACAAGGGUAGGGGAGGUUGUAAAUCUGCAGAUGAUGUCGAUGCAGAUUUCGAACUCAUGGCCGAAGAUUACGGUGUCAUCCGCCUGUAUGGUGUUGAUUGCGACCAGGUUGCAACAGCGUAUGCGGCGGCUAAGAAACACGGCAAUACACUGUUCCUAGGGAUCUUCGAUAUUAGCUCUGUAGAAGAGUCUGUCGCAACUAUGGCUGAUGGCGUGAAUUAUGACUGGAGUAUGGUAGAUACCGUUUCGGUGGGCAAUGAGUUGGUCAACAAUGGUGGAGCAACUGUGAGCCAGUCCCUGGCCGCAUUAAGCCAGGCACGAUCCGCAUUGCGGGCUGCUGGAUACGAUGGUCCUGUCGUCAUCGUGGAUACUUUUGUAGCCAUGCUCGCUCACCCUGAGCUCUGCGACGAGUCGGAUUAUUGCGCUGUCAAUAUCCACCCCUUCUUUGACCCGAACACACAAGCCGAAGAAGCAGGCUCGUUUAUUACUUCUACCGUCACUAGGAUCCGUAGUAGACUUGCGGAUCCGGACCAGCGCAUUGUUGUUACCGAGACAGGUUGGCCCUGGCAGGGAGAAUCGAAUGGAAUAGCCAUCCCUGGAAUGGACGAGCAGUCUCUCGCCAUCUCAUCUAUCAAAGAUGCCUAUUCCGAUAACGCUAGCGACGUAAUCCUAUUUACGGCCUUCAACGAUAUGUGGAAGAAACCCGAGGCGGGCACUUUUAUGGCUGAACAGUUCUGGGGUAUGGGAGGACGGUAUUCACCCAGUGAUGAAUAGAGUGAAUGGGGAUGAUUGUACUAUGGGGGGCUUUUUAGACAGGUCGGAUACGAAGUAACGAGGUCGGAGAUAUGCAUGGGAACAGUUGGCUGAGAAUUUGGAUGAUGGGAAACAAGUAGCUGAAAGAUGUGUACGAUUUUGAUCUGUAUCCUAUUCCCUGUAAAUCAAUUUGGACACUGUAUUUUCCAGGUUUGAUCAUGAUACCCGAGGUGCUUGACUGCUGUCAUUAGUCCAAGCUACUCGCC
This is a messenger RNA of Hypoxylon trugodes, 1541 nucleotides long. RefSeq names its product glycoside hydrolase superfamily. Gene Ontology annotation, cellular component: extracellular region; cell surface; fungal-type cell wall. Gene Ontology annotation, molecular function: glucan endo-1,3-beta-D-glucosidase activity; 1,3-beta-glucanosyltransferase activity. The transcript has 2 exons. Gene Ontology annotation, biological process: cell wall organization. Lineage: Eukaryota; Fungi; Ascomycota; Sordariomycetes; Xylariales; Hypoxylaceae. The coding region runs from base 1 to 1296 and encodes 431 amino acids. The record is from RefSeq and is a predicted model, not a curated record.